Molecule: messenger RNA, 1834 nt
Organism: Xyrauchen texanus (razorback sucker)
Lineage: Eukaryota; Metazoa; Chordata; Actinopteri; Cypriniformes; Catostomidae
Product: homeobox protein Hox-C9a
Exons: 2
Coding region: 472-1284 (270 amino acids)
Biological process (GO): embryonic skeletal system morphogenesis; regulation of transcription by RNA polymerase II; DNA-templated transcription
Cellular component (GO): nucleus
Molecular function (GO): RNA polymerase II cis-regulatory region sequence-specific DNA binding; DNA-binding transcription factor activity, RNA polymerase II-specific
Source: RefSeq, a predicted model, not a curated record
AGAAUAUACAAAAUAAUUGUAUUUUUCUAGUCGCUUUUAAUAAUUCAUAUUGUUCAAGCAGGGACGUGAACAAGGGAGCUAGAGCACAGUAGCAUACACUCGACAGAGAUGAAUUACACCAACAAAUAGUGCCUUUGUAAGGCUAUUAACAUAAAACGUGCUCUUUAAGGCUACAAAUAACACAUCGCGUUAAUCAGUUGCAUCAUAUUACAUUAAAACAAAUUAAUGUUCGUGUAUUUUAGGCUAUGUAAAACACAACAUUAGAAUUAAGCAACCUACUCGAAGCACGAAUUGCAUUGCUGUUCCAAGAGAACGCGCAUUGAUCUGCUGUGCAGUUUUUCAGGGGGUAAAUGUUAUCACGUGUUCCAUAGGCGUCCAAUCCCAGCUGGGGAAGCUUUCUGAAAUAAUUACCUGUCUUGAUUGUUCUACGGUCAGAUAAAAAAGUACACAUACACUCCAUAUAAUAAUCGGAUGCAUGUAAAAGGGAAGGGAGACAUCGCUAUGUCGGCUACGGGUCCCAUAAGUAAUUAUUAUGUGGAUUCCUUGAUCAACCAUGAGAGCGAGGAUGUUCUGGCGAGUCGUUUCUCAGCCACUGGUCCGAUAUCCUCCAGCUCACGCCCGACGCCCCUGGUACCGGACUGCGCGGAUUUCCCGUCCUGCAGCUUUGCCCCGAAACCACCAGUCUUUACUACCUCUUGGGCCCCUGUUCAUACUCAAUCGUCCGUGGUUUACCAUCCAUAUACUCAUCAACCUCACCUAGGCACAGACACAAGGUACGUUCGCUCUUGGCUGGAGCCUAUUCCCGGUACCGUGUCUUUUCCAGGAUAUGCAGGGAACAGCAGGCACUAUGGGCUAAAGCCCGAUACCUUCCAGGAUCCUCGUGCUGGAGACUGUCUGGGCUCGAACGGACGCACUUACACAGAUUAUCUUUACUGCUCCGCUGUCGACAUUAGAGAAAAACAACAGAACACACCAUCGCCGGAGACGGAGAGCCUUUCUUCCGGGAAGCACAAAGACGACAAGGCUGAAUUAGACCCAAACAAUCCCGUGGCAAACUGGAUCCACGCGCGCUCAACCCGAAAGAAGCGUUGUCCAUACACCAAGUAUCAAACACUCGAACUCGAAAAGGAAUUUUUAUUCAAUAUGUACCUCACAAGGGACAGGAGAUAUGAGGUAGCAAGGGUCCUGAACCUAACGGAGCGACAAGUCAAAAUCUGGUUCCAGAACCGAAGGAUGAAGAUGAAGAAAAUGAACAAAGAAAAAAACGAUAGUAAAGAACAAUAAAUCAAAAGCCAUUCGUUGGACACAGACUGAAAAGAAUCUCAUCAUUUAGUAUCGUCACAUUUAGAGUCUUAACAUUUAGCACCUUCGGUCCAUAUCAGGAACAGAGUAAACGAAUUUCUAAUUGGAUUUACUUCACAAUAUGGUGAUUCAUGUAUGAUUUAGUAUAAGUGUAAUUUCACCAUCCUGCCAUGAGUCAUAUUAAUAGUAAAUGUAGUUUGGAUUUACAUUACGUUUCUUUACUCACAAACACAAAUGUAGACUCUACAGUGAAGAUGCCCGAAUUUUCAGUGAGAAAAUACUUGAACUUUGUUUUCAACUUCCUAAUUUAUGCUUUCUACGUGACUGUUUCUUUUCUAUGCUUCCAUUAUUUGUAGGAGGUCCGAAAGCCGCGAGUAUUUUAUAAAGAAUAACAAAUCUGUAGUUAAAACAAUAUAUGUGUUCACGUCGAUGUACUUAGUUUGUUUCUGGUGUACCUGUUUGUGUAUUUUACGUUCUUUAAACUGUAAAAAGAGUUUCAUCAUAGAUUGUAGAUAUAUUCAAAUAUAUACAA